GGCUCGGGGCGGGGGCGGAAAGUGGGAGAGGAGGCCGGGCCGGCCGAGGGCACCGGGCGCGCUUCCGCCGGCCGCGCCGCGCACGCCGCGGUAAAUGGGAGGCUCGGCCGGCAGGGGCGGGGGCCGCGCAGCCGGGGAGUUUCAGGAACUGGAGGAGCGGGCGGCGGCCGGAGUCGCCGAGCGCCCAGCGGCGGGGCCUGAGCGCCGAGACUCGGGGCCGAGGCGGAGCCGCCGCCGCCGCAGCGCCGGGGCCCAGCCGUAGCCGCCGCCGCCGCCCUCGCCCGCCCGCCUCGGGCCGACAGCCGCGGCGCCGGAGAGGAGCCGGCCGUCCCGGGCCGGGGGAGCCGCCCGCCAUGGCCACCAAGGCUCGGGUUAUGUAUGAUUUUGCUGCUGAACCUGGAAAUAACGAACUGACGGUUAAUGAAGGAGAAAUCAUCACAAUUACAAAUCCGGAUGUUGGUGGAGGAUGGCUAGAAGGAAGAAACAGCAAAGGAGAACGAGGGCUUGUUCCCACAGACUAUGUCGAAAUUUUGCCCAAUGAUGGAAAAGACCCAUUUUCUUGUGGAAAUUCAGUGGCCGACCAAGCCUUCCUCGAUUCUCUCUCAGCGAGUGCCGCUCCGGCCAGUUCAUCAGCUGCCAACAGUAAUAACCAGGUCAGCAGUGGCAAUGACCCCUGGUCAGCCUGGAGUUCUUCCAAAUCUGGAAACUGGGACAGCACGGAUGGCUGGGGAGCCAAGCCAGAGGGGGCCGCGGCCCAAAGAAACACCUCCAAUAACUGGGACACUGCCUUUGGUCACCCCCAGGCCUACCAAGGACCAGCAACCGCGGGUGAUGACGAUGACUGGGACGAAGACUGGGACGACCCCAAGGCGGCCACCCCCUACUUCAAGGAUUCAGAGUCAGCAGAGGCAGGGGCUGCUCAGCGAGGCAACAGCCGGGCUGGUUCCUCCUCUAUGAAGCUGCCACUUAACAAAUUUCCCGGAUUUGCAAAACCUGGUAUGGAACAGUAUUUGUUGGCCAAGCAACUAGCAAAACCCAAAGAGAAAAUUCCUAUCAUUGUUGGAGAUUAUGGCCCGAUGUGGGUUUAUCCUACCUCUACGUUUGACUGUGUGGUAGCAGAUCCCAGGAAAGGCUCCAAAAUGUAUGGUCUGAAGAGCUACAUUGAAUAUCAGCUAACACCUACUAACACUAAUCGAUCUGUAAACCACAGGUAUAAGCACUUUGACUGGUUAUAUGAGCGUCUCCUGGUUAAGUUUGGGUCAGCCAUUCCAAUCCCCUCUCUCCCGGAUAAACAAGUCACAGGUCGCUUUGAAGAAGAAUUUAUCAAGAUGCGCAUGGAGAGACUUCAGGCAUGGGUGACCAGGAUGUGUCGUCACCCAGUCAUCUCAGAAAGUGAGGUUUUCCAGCAGUUUCUAAAUUUCCGAGAUGAAAAGGAAUGGAAAACUGGGAAGAGGAAGGCUGAGAAAGACGAGCUGGUAGGAGUUAUGAUCUUUUCCACCAUGGAACCAGAGGCCCCUGACUUGGACUUACUAGAAAUAGAACAGAAGUGUGAUGCCGUCGGGAAAUUCACCAAAGCCAUGGAUGAUGGUGUGAAGGAGCUACUGACCGUGGGCCAGGAGCACUGGAAACGGUGCACAGGACCAUUACCCAAGGAGUAUCAGAAGAUAGGAAAGGCUCUGCAGAGCUUAGCAACAGUGUUUAGUUCCAGCGGUUAUCAAGGCGAAACGGAUCUCAACGCUGCGAUAACAGAAGCAGGAAAGACUUACGAAGAAAUUGCCGGUCUUGUGGCAGAACAGCCAAAGAAGGAUCUCCAUUUCCUCAUGGAAUGCAAUCAUGAAUAUAAAGGUUUCCUUGGCUGCUUCCCUGAUAUUAUUGGCGCCCAUAAGGCAGCGAUAGAAAAAGUGAAAGAAAGUGACAAACUGGUGGCAACUAGUAAGAUCACCCCACAGGACAAACAGAACAUGGUGAAGCGCGUUGGUACCAUGUCUUACGCGUUGCAAGCUGAGAUGAAUCACUUCCAUAGCAACCGGAUCUAUGACUACAACAGCGUCAUCCGCCUGUACCUGGAACAGCAAGUGCAGUUCUACGAAACAAUUGCAGAGAAGCUGAGGCAGGCCCUCGGCCGCUUCCCGGUGAUGUAGGACAGAACGGCACACGAAGCGAACUCCCAAGUGCUUCUUUCCGACCUGGGGCAACGCAAUGUGAUGUUUUUCCCCUGUCAUCAAAAUCAAAAAGGAAGGAAAGAAAACCAAAAAGAAAUAGAGUUGCAAAAAACUGCAUCUACUUUAUUAACCAACUGAAACGCACCGGUUCCUUAGGGAUAGUCUUGUUUUGUUCAUUUCCACAUCCGUUAUUAAAACGAUGGAAAUCGUCUCUAUUUUUGGAAAGUACUUAAAGUUAUCAGAAUUUUGAACAGAAGAUUAGGGGUUUCCCCCACCGAUAUUUUACAUAAAACUGUAAUUUUUACGUCGCCCACGAUCUUCUGGUUCUUACCCAAUGUCAGGUAAUUACUAAUUGCUUUCUUAAAAAUAUGAAGUAUGCCAGAAUAAAAUAUAUAUAUAUGUUCGUAUAUUUUUAUAACUCUUUUCAGUCCUUUGGGAUUCCUGUCUAUUUAGGAAAACCUACAUGCCUUUCACUGACAUAUUUAUGACUCGGGCGCUCAUGUCUUCGGGAGAGAGGAAGCAAAGAGGGGCUCCUGGGGCGGCCGGCCCCCUCGCGUACAGCUCGGUGGUGGCCCGUGGUCCCAUCAGAGCACGUGCCUGGGCAGAAACUGAGGAUCAGAUUGACGUGCACCCACUUCCCUCAGGACCAUUUCGAGUGUCCCCUCCUUGGGGAGGGCUUGCUCUCCUGGCGCUCCCUUCCUCAGCUUGGUUAGGGCAUGGUUCUUGCCAGAAAGACUAUGUUGAGAAAGUUGGGGAUGUUUCUAAAAUCAUCUGACCCGGCUCCUCUGCUCCCAGUGGUGGAGCCGCCCUGCGGACUCCUGUGCUCGGGAACGAGUGCUCGGGCGGGGCGGGGGGGGGGGGGGGGGGGGGGGGGAGGGGGAGGGGACACACCUUCUCCCCCAGAGCUUUCACCUUGAAUCUGAGCCGACAGUGGCUCAGUCCGGCCGCAUGAGAAACGUGUGACAGCGUGAUUUGCCACUUGAUUUGGAUGGCAGACUAGCGGGCCAAGGGUAUUCUCUGGAAAAAAUGAAAACACAGCUUAGUAGACCUCUCCAUCCGCACCACAUCGAAAAGUCUGGGGACCCAUAAGGGUGACAACCUGAAUAAUACACAGUUAACCCCCAGAGCUUUUAUGUUUAAGGAGUACAGAGUGAAAGUCUCCCUGCCUGCAUCCCUAAACUUCAGACAGAAUUUUUCUGAUCACUAGGACUCCAGUUAAUGGCAUAAAGCAAAACAUAAUCUUUCUAGACUGUCAGCUUUAAAUCUGAACACUCACAGACACUAUCUUCCUCCUACAGACGAGCAUGUCUGUCCUCCACAGUUGCCUUACUGCGUUAUCUCCACUGCUUUCGUUCUCCUGACCUGAUGAUUCUAGCAUAGAAAAUGAAAGUUUUGGGCCAGCACAAAUGAAAUGAAACCAAAAAAUAAGUAGAAGAGGAAAUCAAAUGAACAUGAAUAUGAGAAUUUCUUGUUCCUUAGUAUCACGGGUUUUGUUAAUGUUUUAUAAGUAAUUUUCCCUAUUUGAUUUUUCUUUUAUAAAAUCUCAUAGAACAAUGUUUAUGAUACAGCCAUUUAAUAUAUGUACAAAUUGUAAAGAAUAUGUAUAAAUGUUUUACACAAAUGUAAGAGCAUGUAGAAGCCAACAUAUAAAUAAAUUGUUGAAAACUGUACAGUAAAUUCUGAAAACACAUUUUCAAAACA
Molecule: messenger RNA, 3863 nt
Organism: Leopardus geoffroyi (Geoffroy's cat)
Lineage: Eukaryota; Metazoa; Chordata; Mammalia; Carnivora; Felidae
Gene: SNX9
Product: sorting nexin 9
Exons: 18
Coding region: 354-2141 (595 amino acids)
Biological process (GO): endosomal transport; mitotic cytokinesis; endocytosis
Cellular component (GO): cytoplasmic vesicle; plasma membrane
Molecular function (GO): protein binding; phosphatidylinositol binding
Source: RefSeq, a predicted model, not a curated record